AGUGAAUUCAAGUAUUGACAAAAUUUUGACAUCUAUAUAGCAAGAUUACAGUUUUUACAAGACGUACCAUCAGCCCUGGAGUUUUUAGUGAUUUUUUUUUUAAUAUACUCAGCGAAAGUGAAGAAGCCUUUUAAAAUAUGAAUAUUUUCCUUUCUGUAUUUUUCUGUGUUCUUAUUGCUCUGAUAAGAAAGACCAAUGGCACAGUUAUGGUGCAAGAAGUUGCAGCUGGACAUUUGGCAGUACUGCCCUGCCUGAGCAGUGACGAUCAUCAUCGAUUCAUGUUCUGGCAAUUGACAGAUGACCGGAAAAUCAUUGGACCUGGAAAUCCCCUUGAUGAACAGAAGUACAAUUAUGAAGUUCUCACUGGAAAAUUAUUCAUUCGGGGAGUGUCCACAACAGAGUCCGGCUUUUACAAAUGUAUCUCCAGAGGUAUUAUGGACAACUCGGCGAUCAACAUACACGUCAUCGAAUUAAUUGUUAAAAAGGACUGGGAAGAAGUGUGGGAGAAUGACUUUGAGACAAAUUUAUUGAGAGGAAUGGCUGCGACGAUGGUUGUGGUGGUUGGAAUAGCGGUCGUUCUUCUCAUUCUAACAGUCAAAAGGAAACGAAGUUUUAGAUUCUUCGACAUGGAUGAAUCGCGAGAGAACUCUCCAGGAAGAUACCAAGGAGAUGUACAAACCCCACCGUCAAGAUCUAUGCCAACAACUGCUAAUAUACAUGCCGAAGGAAUCGAUAAUCCUGCCGUUGACUUUUCGAGUAUUCUGAAGCAGAUGCAAAAGGAACAGGCUGCUCCGUGACAUGUGAUAUUCUGGUGCCAGGGAAAAUUUUAACACUGGUUCCAGUCAAAGUGUAGGAGCAGGUUCGCAGACUUGUACAAAGACAUUACAGAGAACUUGAUGCUGAAAUAUAUAGAACUGCAUUCUACCGCUCAAUAUCA
Messenger RNA from Orussus abietinus, 937 nucleotides. RefSeq lists its product as uncharacterized. The transcript has 5 exons. The coding region runs from base 138 to 797 and encodes 219 amino acids. The record is from RefSeq and is a predicted model, not a curated record. Lineage: Eukaryota; Metazoa; Arthropoda; Insecta; Hymenoptera; Orussidae.